AUGGGGGACGAAGAGAAUGCCGUUGUUAAAUUUGUAGAAGGAAAACGUUUUGGCGAGUGGGUUAUCGCCAAGAAGCUGGAUGAAGGUGGUUUUGGCCAUGUUUAUAAGGUUCCUGUUCAGGUAGAAAGCAUUAAACGACCGGGCGAGGUGGCAGCACUGAAAGCGGAGCCUAACAGUGUUGAAGGAGGGUCAGCUAUAAAACUCGAGAUAGCUAUUCUUCGAGCAAUAAAUGAAAAUGGCGAGAAACCACACAUACCAAAAGUCUUUCAUGCUGCCAAGCAUAGAAAGUACUGUUAUAUGGUGAUGACAUUACUCGGAGAAAACUUGAAGUCUCUUAAGCUCAAUUGCCCGAAAGAAUUGAUGUCUCCUAACACGUGGAGUCGGAUUGGUGUGCAGUGCUUAUACAGCGUUAAAUUAGUACAUGAUUAUGGCUAUGUUCAUCGUGAUAUAAAGCCGAAUAAUUUCGUGAUGGGAUAUCACCAAGACUUCGAGAGGGCUCGAAUUGUUCACAUUCUCGAUUUCGGACUCGCCAGAUCCUAUGCCACCUUUGUAAGCUUCAGGGACGACCUGUGGUCUCUGUACUACGUGCUGAUCGAGCUGCACUGCGGUCUACCGUGGCAAACGGCCCGCGACAAAGCCAAGGUGGAAACAAUGAAAAUGAAUAUCUCCGAUAAACAUCUGGUUCAGAAUUUUCCACCUGAACUGCGCGACAUAGUUCCAUAUUUAAGAACUCUCGACUGUUACCAGCGUCCAAAUUACAGGUUCCUUAUAAGUGCUAAUAUGUUUUAUGAUGGAUUAGUAGCUUUAAUGAAAAGACUCGGAACAAAGCCCUCUGAUCCUUAUGACUGGGAAACGAAAGAACAAGUUGAAAUUGUGCUGAAGAACACUAAGCCAGCCCCAUGGGAAAAUGCAGAGCAGUUCUUCAAAUCGGAUCCGGUCAAUAUUCACGCACCUCCUUUACAAAACGUUGAAGUAAGUGAAACCACCUGA
Molecule: messenger RNA, 990 nt
Organism: Angiostrongylus costaricensis
Lineage: Eukaryota; Metazoa; Nematoda; Chromadorea; Rhabditida; Metastrongylidae
Source: the annotation of a GenBank genome assembly